This is a messenger RNA of Thlaspi arvense, 1840 nucleotides long. Lineage: Eukaryota; Viridiplantae; Streptophyta; Magnoliopsida; Brassicales; Brassicaceae. The record is from the annotation of a GenBank genome assembly.
UCAAGGACAAAAGAAGCAAUAUACAAAAUUUAAUUGACAAUAAAAUAAAAUAAAAAGAAAUCGCCACAAUAACGCACCCACUAUUUCUCCUUCCGUUCCCCUUCUUCUUCCUCCUCACUGUAAAACACAGAGAGCCUCCAUUUCUCCUUCAUUUCUCUCUCCCUCUCUCUCUAUACACAGAUUAUUCAUCAUAGACUUUUUUUGGUUUCUCUUUCUGUUUUAUUCUCCCCUCUGGUGAUUGUUACGAGAAGAAGAAGACGGAGGAGGUUUCUUAAUCUUCCGCGUUCUAUCGGAGGAAAAAAUCAAUGGAGGAUAAGAACUGAACGAAUCUGAAAACUAAUCGCAGAUCGGAUUCAGAAAACUUAUCAUCACUGAAAUUCGAAUCGGAUUUUUCUUUCUCUUGGGUAUAUAUAAUAAUGAUGAGGUAUCAGAGAGUAAGCCCAGAUUAUCUUCCUCUUACGAAUACCAAAAAGCCCUACUUAAGACCUUCACCUUCCAGAUCCAACGAUAACGGAAGAACAGCCGCAACCGCCGCGAUUUCAACCGGAGUGGGAAGAUUCAUCGGAACGAGCACCAGCAUCAGCAGCUCAAAUCUCGACGGAGUCCCCAAAGGAAUCCGAUUCAGAUCCACUUCUAUCACCACCACUACACAACAACAAGAAGACGAUCCCUCUCACGAUUCCACUCCAAACCCUAGCCGUAACAGCAGAGGCGGAGGAGAUGGAUUGUUACAGUGGGGGCAACGGAAACGAUCACGUGCCUCCAGAACCGAGAUCCGAUCCGUUACCGUCGCUGCAGAUGAUUCGUCUUCUUCCUCCGGACAAAGUUUGAUUCCGCCGAAUAAGAUUCAGAGAAGAUCGAGGAACCCGUCUAUGCCGCCGCCGUCACUGUCAUCGUCGCCUCUCUGCGGCGGAGGAGGACGGAGUACGAAUCCGAGAAACGGUUUCGUCAUCGGCAAGGAAUCAUCUAGAUUCGUCCCUACCAGAUCGACAGCCACCGGUGUUAGUGGUGGUCGUAUGGCGUCUAGAUCGGCCAACGUUGGUUCUAAGCGAUCUCCUCCUUCUCCAGACAAGACUGAGACGAGAUCAAACGGCAAGGAUCAUCAUCAUAAUCAGAGACAGAACGGGUUAGAUCAAAGUCAUCAUCAAAGGAUGAAUAGAUCAGAAUCAACGGCUCAGAUUCACACAGAGAUUGAGAUGAAUAAUGGGGAGAAGACAACAACACAAGUGGAAGUAAAAGAGUGGCCAAGAAUCUACAUUGCUUUGUCUAGAAAAGAGAAAGAAGAAGAUUUCUUGGCUAUGAAGGGAACAAAACUCCCUCAUCGACCAAGAAAACGAGCCAAGAACAUCGAUAAAGGCCUUCAGCAACAGAAUGGUAUGUAUAUGUCUGAUCUGAACAAAAGUCGGUAUGAAGUUAGAGAGAAGAAAAGUGUGAAGAAGAUCGAAUAUUCUGGUUUAGUGGAGAUUAGAUUACAGCAGAAACGAAGAGGAUUGAAAGGCAUGGAAAACUUGGAUUCCGACUCAGAGUAGGCAAGUGUGGAUCGCAACUGACGCACGUGCGAAAGCGAGUUAAUGGUCGGGGACUUCCUCUGUUUUUUUUUUUUUUUAUCUUAAUUUUAUCUUUUUUUUUUUCAUUUUUGUUUAUCUAUAUUAUAUAUAUAUAUAUUUUUUUUUUCCUUUUACAUGUUCCGAAAUUCUUUUUGUUUUUGUUUUUGUUUUGUCCUACUCUUCUCGUGUACAAAAAUGAAAGGCAAAGAUGCGUCUUGGUAAUUCCUCUUUCAAAAAAAGUGAAAAAAGCAAUAAAUAAAAAUUUGGUUUGCUUGCAUCCCCUUCCAUAUUAU